This is a messenger RNA of Alnus glutinosa, 3625 nucleotides long. Its product is annotated as trihelix transcription factor GTL1. The record is from RefSeq and is a predicted model, not a curated record. Lineage: Eukaryota; Viridiplantae; Streptophyta; Magnoliopsida; Fagales; Betulaceae. The transcript has 3 exons. Bases 669 to 2993 code for a protein of 774 amino acids.
UCUCUCUUAAUCAUCAUAAUCCUCAUAAUCGUCAUCGCCAUUCAUUUCUCUCUCUCUCUACAUUUAUCUCCUUCCCCACAGCCCAUUUCUCUCUCUUUUUCUCUGAGUCAUUUUUGCAGGUCUGGGCAGGCAGGCAGGCCAGUGCAGUGCAAUUGAUGAUGAUGAUUAUGCUCGUCUGCUUAUCCUCUCUUUCUUCUUUACUGCUUGCUUUUCCUUGAAUCUUAUUUUAUUUUAGCUUUUGGUUUCAAAUUAGAGUUAUAAACAAAGGAAUAAAGAUCAAAUCUGAAGGCUAGCACUAACUCAUAGAAAUUUACUUUCUGGCUUUCUUCUUUCCAGUUGUCGAUGGUCCUCUUUAUUUCCAUUCUUCACAUCCCAUAACCCUCACCUUUCACCACAACUUCUCUUUGCUCUCUCUCUCUCUCUCUCUCGAUAUUCUGACCACCACCUCCACGAGCAGAACAGAAGCCACGUCCGCCUCCUCUCAUCACGAGUGAGUGAUUGAGUGAACGAGGGAGGAAGGAAGGUGAGAGAAAUCAAGUGAAUUGUAUAGAAGAAGAUGAAGAAGAUCCGGUGGAUCAUUUGCCGCUACUUCUAGCGCUAGAACAAUCUAUAUUAAAGAAUUCGGAAAUCUAGGCACAAGUGGAGGGUAUUCGAUUGAGAAAUUAAAGAUGCAACAAGGAGGAGGGUCUAAAUCCGAGAUGAGUGCUCCUGCCUUGGCUGCUGCUACUGCAACCGGUCAGCCGAUGGGUACGGAAAGCGGACAAGUUCAGCUAGUAGAAGAGGCCUCGCCCAUCAGCAGCCGGCCUCCUGCCUCGGCCGCUGUGAAUUUGGAUGAACUGAUGCCUCUACAGGGCGGGAGUGCAGAUGAGGAUGCACUUGCUGCCGCUGCGGGGGAUGGAGGAGUUGUCGGCGGCGGGAACCGCUGGCCUCGUCAAGAGACUCUAGCUCUUCUCAGAAUUAGGUCCGAGAUGGACGCUGUCUUCCGUGACGCCACCCUCAAAGGUCCCCUCUGGGAAAAUGUUUCUAGGAAGCUAGCGGAGUUGGGAUUCAAACGGAGUGCCAAGAAAUGCAAGGAAAAAUUUGAGAACGUCCACAAGUACUACAAGCGAACAAAGGAAGGCCGAGCUGGUCGUCAAGAUGGGAAGAGCUACAAAUUCUUCAGCGAGCUUGAGGCUCUCCAUAGCUCAGCUGCCAGUAGCAGCGCCACCGGCAAUAACGCCUCAGCUUCCUUCGUACUGCCGCCCGCGACAACUACUGCCACUACCAUCAACCCAGUGAUUUCUCCUGUUUCCACUGGGAUCGGCAUCGGCAUCGGGAUCGGCGGUCUGAUCAGCAACCCUAUGCCAAUCUCCUCCAUCAGAGUUCCCCAAGCCCCUCCAGGUGUCGGAAUGUUUCCUCCCGAUCCGAGUGCGGCAGUGAUUGCACCAGCUGCCGUGUCUGGAUCCGCCACAACUCCUGCAGCAGCAGCGGCACCCCCGCCAAUAGGUAUCAGCUUCUCAUCGAAUAGCUCCUCGUCUUCUCCGGGCUCCGAUGAUGAGGACGACGAGGAGGAAGAGAGCCUAGAAGGGGAGCCAUCUAACGUCGGUAGCAGCCGCAAGCGUAAACGGGGAUCAUCAAGAGCGGGCAGUAGUUCUGGAACCCGUAGGAUGAUGGAGUUUUUCGAGAAUCUAAUGAAACAGGUAAUGCACAAACAAGAAGUCAUGCAGCAAAGAUUUCUAGAGGUAAUAGAGAAGAGAGACCAAGACAGGAUGAUAAGAGAAGAAGCUUGGAAGAGGCAAGAGAUGGCUAGGCUGGCCCGCGAGCACGAGCUCAUGGCUCAGGACCGGGCCAUCUCUGCUUCUAGGGAUGCCGCUAUAGUUGCUUUUCUACAAAACAUUACUGGCCAAACUGUCCAAUUACCUACACCUACUGUAAGCAAUAUUCCUGCUGCCCCACCCCCGCCUGUGUCAGCGGCCCCUGUCCCCACGCCAAGGCCAACGCCAACACCAACGCCAACGCCAACGCCGCCACCACCAUCACAACAACAACAACAUCAUCAUCAACAGCAACAACAGCAACAAUUUCACCAACGUUCUCCUCAAAAUGCCCAAGUAGUGAUGGCCAUCCCAGAACAACAGGUGCCCCCACAGGAUAUGAGUGGUGGAGGAGGGAUCUUUGAAGCAACUUCCUCGAGAUGGCCCAAGGCAGAGGUUCUUGCACUCAUAAGGUUGAGGAGUGGGCUUGAACCGAGGUACCAAGAGGCAGGGCCCAAGGGCCCACUUUGGGAAGAAAUUUCCGCAGGGAUGCUGCGGAUGGGCUACAAGAGGAGUGCCAAGAGAUGCAAGGAAAAAUGGGAGAACAUCAAUAAGUACUACAAGAAGGUAAAGGAAAGCAACAAGAAACGCCCCGAAGAUGCCAAAACCUGCCCUUAUUUUCACCAACUGGAUGCUCUUUAUCAGAAAAAAAUACUUGGCGCGUCUAGCAGUGGUGGAAGCGUCAGCGGCAAUAACAGUACUUCUUUUAACCAGAAUCGGCCAGAAGAGCAACAAGAGAACAUCAAAUUGGAUCCACACGAUGCCCCAGCAAUUAUGCCAAUACCAGAACCGCAAGAAGCACUUGCUAGUACUGAAUUAGAAAACAAAAACAAAGCUAGUACAGAUUCACAGGCCCAGGCAAGCAACAUUGGUUUGCCAGCAAGCCUCCUUGGAGAAGGAAUUGGAGGGGCACCCAAGAAGCCAGAAGACAUUGUGAAGGAGUUAAUGGAGCACCAGGAGCAUCGACGUCAACAACAAUUAAUAGUAGAUGACUAUGAUAAAAUUGAGGAAGCUGAUAGUGACAUUAAUAUUGAUCAAGAGGAUGAUCAGGAAGAUGAAGAUGAGGACGAGGACGAGGAUGACGAAUUAGAAGAGGAGAGGAAGAUGGCUUAUAAGAUAGAAUUUCAGAGACAGAACGCAGGGCAGCCUAAUGGGGGAGGAAAUGGGGCACCGGCCUCCUUUUUGGCCGUGGUUCAGUAGUACGUCUUGGUAGGCUGGUAGCAAUGCUUUCGUAGCCGGUCAUGAGGUCCUCCUCGCCAAAAGUGUACCAUAUAUGGACGUAUCUAUGGGUUCAGAAGCAUAAGAAGAUAACGAUGACGUCCGAGUUGAAAACCUGAUAAUUUUAAUUCUUUCUAACUUCCAUCACCAUCAUCUUCUUGUACUUGUCGGUACUCUGUAGAAUAGCUUCGUUAAGUUGGGAAUUGGGAAAUCUUGGAUGACGCAGUGAUCAGUACUUGUACCAAAUUUUUCUAAUUUAUUGAUUUGUUGGCGAAUAAACCGUUUCAAAGGCACAACGGGAGAAGUAUUUGGAUUGAGACAGACAAAUAAGCUUGCCAAGCAGCAGCAGCAGCAACAACAUCAUAAUCGUCAUCGACGAGAUACACGAGCAUGGAGAGUAAGAGAGUCAAAAGCAGAUAGUUUUGAAAGCUGAAGCAGAUGUUUAAGUUCUCGUUUUUAAUUUCUAUUUUUUUUUCUUUUAAAUUAAGCUUUGCUUCCUUUCUUCCUUGCUUUGUUUGGAUGAAGACAGUACUGGGUAUCCAGAAAUUCAUAUUCUUGCUAUUCAAAUUGUAAUAACUCUAAUUACCUAAUUUCUUUUUCUACAAUGUUUGUCA